AUGGCUCACUUCUCCGCCGAAACGACGACCGUGCCCUUAUCAUCUAACAACAGCACUACUGCGGCCGAGAUACAUAGAUGGACUGGAAGAUACGAAGCUCAUUUGUGGGAUAACAGCUGCCGACGGGAAGGGCAGAGUAGAAAAGGAAGACAAGUUUAUUUAGGUGGAUAUGAUAAGGAAGAGAAAGCAGCGAGAGCUUAUGAUCUGGCUGCUCUAAAGUACUGGGGUCCGACCACCACUACAAAUUUUCCGGUUUCUAACUACGAGAAGGAACUUGAGGAGAUGAAGAACAUGACUAGGCAGGAGUUUGUUGCUUCUCUUCGAAGGAAAAGUAGUGGGUUCUCUAGAGGAGCCUCAAUCUAUAGAGGCGUCACAAGGCACCAUCAACAUGGUAGAUGGCAGGCAAGAAUAGGAAGGGUUGCAGGCAACAAAGACCUCUAUCUUGGCACCUUUAGUACCCAAGAGGAAGCAGCAGAGGCAUACGACAUUGCGGCCAUAAAGUUCAGAGGCCUAAACGCCGUGACCAACUUCGACAUGAGCCGCUACGACGUCAAAAGCAUCGCCAGCAGCAACCUCCCCAUCGGCGGAAUGUCCAACACCAACAAGUCGAAGAACAGCUCGUCCGACCAAUCCCUCUCUGCCGACAGCAAGACCGCCACCGUCGACGACCGAGACGGCCUCUCCUCGGCCUCCUCCACCCUCAGCUUCGCUCUCCCCGCCGCCGCAGCCAUCAAACAAGACCCCUCGGAGACUUACUGGUCCAACAUUUUCGCCUUCCAAAACCCUAGCACAUCUACCGUAGCCAAAAACCCUAGUACCCCUACCGCGACCUUUUUUCAUACUAACCCUAAUUCUUCUCUGCCUCUCAACAUGGAAUUCUCCGCAAUUACUACCACUACUACUAGUGAUCACCACAACAAUGGCGGCUUUUUCGCUUAUUCCCAUCAUCAACAACAACAACAACAACAACAUCAAAAUGGUACUAGUGCCGGUAGUAAUACUACCAAUACGGCGCCGUUUGGCAUGCCCAUUUCCGUACACAGCAACAACAACAAUAGUACGACAACUUAUGAUCAAACAUCUUCUUCUUCUGGGUAUAACAAUAGUGGGAAUAAUUGGAAUAAUAUUGGACACGCAUUUCACCAUCGUCAAUAUCAGGCUCAUCAUGCGAAGCCCAACACUCUUUUUCAGACGCCAAUCUUCGGCGUGGAAUGAGGUUUUUUUUUUUUUUUUUUUGGUUUUCUUAGCAUGUGAUUUUAAAGGAUAAUCUCAUGUGUAGUUUUUUAGUUUAAUAGUAGUAGUAAGAAGUACUAGAAGAAGACAAAAGUGUUUUUGGAGUUUUUCAUGCAAAAAGGAGACGAGAGAGAAGAUGACGAUUUAUGAAUAUGGGGAAUAUGUUUGUUUGUUGUGGUGGAACUGACAAACCAUAAUUCACUCAGGGACCAGAGAGCUGCUGACACUGUACUAAGGUUGUUCUUUUUUUUUUUCUUUUUUUUCUUUUGCCUUUUUUUUAGCCCUUUGGCC
Messenger RNA from Morus notabilis, 1524 nucleotides. Its product is annotated as AP2-like ethylene-responsive transcription factor AIL5. Gene Ontology annotation, molecular function: DNA-binding transcription factor activity; DNA binding. Lineage: Eukaryota; Viridiplantae; Streptophyta; Magnoliopsida; Rosales; Moraceae. The transcript is spliced from 8 exons. Gene Ontology annotation, biological process: regulation of DNA-templated transcription. The record is from RefSeq and is a predicted model, not a curated record. Bases 1 to 1215 code for a protein of 404 amino acids.